This is a messenger RNA of Dreissena polymorpha, 1277 nucleotides long. RefSeq names its product mucin-5B-like. The transcript is spliced from 4 exons. Lineage: Eukaryota; Metazoa; Mollusca; Bivalvia; Myida; Dreissenidae. Bases 530 to 1192 code for a protein of 220 amino acids. The record is from RefSeq and is a predicted model, not a curated record.
UACACUAUUGCUUAUUCGAACGUCAAUCAAUUCUGUUUGUAACUAAGUAAGACCUGACUUAUUCAACUACUUUGACGGAGUUGGUUUAUAGACGAAGAAAGUGCUUAUCUCAUAUUUACAAUUUUAUUUACACCAUUCUGUUGUUUCCAUAAUGCGGCUACUGCCCUAUUUGACAUUGAUCUUAGCAAUAGGAAGCAUAUUGGUCAUUUCGCACAAACAAACAUUGGGUGAGAUUGGUAAUACGUUGGCUUUAAAUGUACGGCAAAGACGUGCCUCUUCAACUCCAACGUCGAAUCUGUCUUAUACAGGUUGUGGUCACUGGUCAGAUUGGAUCAGCAGGAAUACCCCCUCAAGUUUGUCUACCAACGAAAGUGAACAUUUCACAGAUGCAGAUUUGGACAAACUCUGUCCAACUGCAGGCGGAAACCAGGUCAAGGACUUCUGAUGCAGAGACGAGAAAGGGGAAGCUAUUCACGGCAUCUUCAACAAAACAGACGUGUCCAAUGUGUACAUAUACACGUGCGAUAAUAUGUCUGCAACAUGCCAUGUCAUAGCCACUUCUGUUCCCGGUGCUAGAUGUCCGGAUUACGCCAUCCGCAUAAAGUGUGAAUGCCCUCCUACCACGACUACCGAGUCUACGACAUCGAUUCGCACCGCAACAAGUAGAUACUCGACGGUUGCACCAAGUCCGACAAUACUAGGUGGAACUGCGGUCGUAAAUGUAACGACUGGAAACAUAGGAACGAUUGUAAACGUGGCUAGCACAGCAGCAAGUCCGACAAUACUAGGUGGAACUGCGGUCUCAAAUGUAACGACUGGAAACAUAGGAACGACUGUAAACGUGGCAAGCACAGCUAGCGCAAUUGAUGGAGGCAGUACAACAAACGCUGGUGGAAUGAUAAAGACCACUAGUGGUAGCUGGAGUGGAUAUGAUCACGGAACGGGAACAGUUGGCUAUGUUUCUAUUUCAGGAAAUGGAUUCCAUGGAAAUGGCUCCACUCUCGGGAAUGGUACUGCUCACGGAUUCACUUCAGUCGACAUCAGCUCACAAACAACAAGCAGCAGCAUUUUGAAUUGGCUCAUUCCAGUGAUCGCUGGCAUUAGUUUUCUUGCAGCCUUCUUGAUCCUGCUUUUGUGCAUAUACAAAAAGAAACGCAAACAAGUCUCAGAUGCCCAGGUUGAUAACAUGUAAAAAUCCUAGUGGACACCAUCAGUUGUUGAUCUUUGUUAAGACCUUUGUUUAUACACGAUAAUUUGGUUAUUGCUAUUGUGUUCUA